This is a messenger RNA of Myxozyma melibiosi, 1418 nucleotides long. RefSeq names its product phosphatase 2C-like domain-containing protein. Gene Ontology annotation, cellular component: mitochondrion. Lineage: Eukaryota; Fungi; Ascomycota; Lipomycetes; Lipomycetales; Lipomycetaceae. The transcript has 3 exons. Bases 126 to 1391 code for a protein of 421 amino acids. Gene Ontology annotation, biological process: protein dephosphorylation. Gene Ontology annotation, molecular function: cation binding; [pyruvate dehydrogenase (acetyl-transferring)]-phosphatase activity. The record is from RefSeq and is a predicted model, not a curated record.
AUCAACAUCUGGAUCUACUCUGUAUUCUAUAGUCUAUAUUCUAUAUCUAUAUCUGUAUCAGAACGAGAGUAAUAGAGAAAUGACCUCGCUGGUAGUCUGAUAGUGAUAGUCUUAUAGAACUCGCAAUGCUCGCAGCCAAGCAGCAGCGGCAGAGGUGGACGAUUGCCGAUUCCUACAAAUUCAUCAGCAGCUUCAGACGACCCUUCACGACCUACUACACAACAACCUCCUCCUCCUCACCCUCCCCACCCUCCACCACCACCUCCUCGCCCUCCCCUCCCCCUCCCCGCCUCCGCAUCCCCCUCCUCAACGCUCCAACCCACCUAGGCCACCUCUCGUCCCGCAGUAACAGACUCUACAACGAAGACCGCUACUGCGUCGGCGUCCUUACCGUCCCCGCAAACUCGACCCUCACCCCGCGCCGCUUCAAGGACUCGGACAAUCCCACCCGCCAGGUCUUUUACUACGGCGUCUUUGACGGCCACGGCGGCGCCCAGUGCAGCGAGUUUCUGGCGCAGAAUCUGGCGUCGUAUAUCGAGACUGUGAAUAUCAAUUCCGGUGAGGAUCUAGAGCAGGAGUGGCGCGAAAACGUGGGAGGGUACUGGGCGCGAUGGAAGGGCCAUUUCGAGAAAUACAAGCGGCAGCUCACCAGCGAUAGCGACCUCCUCCUCCGCGUCCCCCUCGCCUUCCUCCAGGCAGACCUAGACUUCAUCAACUCCACCCGCCCCAGCGGCUCGACCUGCACCACCGCCAUGAUCUACAACAGCAACCCCGCGAUCCCCUACUUUGCCGGCGGCGAAUCCCACCUCCUCAUCGCCCACGUCGGCGACACCCGCUGCGUCAUCUCCGACGCCCGCGGCCUCGCCAUCCCGCUCACCGCAACCCACCACCUCUCCUCCCCGAUCGAAUCAAACCGCCUGCGCCGCUACUCCGCCAGCUUCUUCACCGACUCCUUCGGCGAGGAACGCUUCGGCAACGUCGAAAACACCCGCUCGUUCGGCGACCUCCCGAUGAAACGCCUCGGCGUCUCCGCCGAACCUGACAUGUCGUCAUACACCCUCAACUCCAAAACCUCCGACUCCGGCUUCGGCGGCAGCGAGCCCUUCCUCGCGCUCGUCUCCGACGGCGUCUCGAAAUUCGUCUCGGACCAGGAAAUAGUCGACAUCAUCACCUCGAUCGGCUACCGCUCCGGGUCCGGCCGGGGCACUCCGCAGGACGCGGCGCGCGAGGUGGUUAAUUAUGCCGAGGACGUCGGGGGUGAUGAUAACGCGACAUGUAUCGUCGUCAGACUUGCCGGGUGGGGAAAUUGGAUGAAGCCGGUGGAUAGGACUGGUGAUUUGCGGGUGUAUAGGUUGAAGGAUGCUAUGGAUCGGAGUAUCAGAGGUCGUUGAUCUGUGUUCUUGAAUAGCUAUAAGCUC